CAUGCAGAUAAGGCACAUCCAAGACAAGGAAAUAUCCAGUUCUCUCCUUGCGCUUUUAAACUUUGGUUUACUUCCAUAGAUUUUUUUGACAGAAAGUAUAAAAUCAGGAAAAGGAUUAAGAUACUCAUAGUGGAAUCAGGACUCAUCACAGCUUCUUCUUUCUCAAUUUUCCUUUGGGCUGCAAGUACGAGGAACUUUGCACUCUCCGUUCCCCAACAGUUUCCGGGGUCGUAUCUAGGAGUUCUCCUUGGGGGACUAAACUUUUUAUUGGCAGUAGCAACGUGGAAGCAGCUGACUCACCAUCUGAAAAGAGAGGAGGAGAGGGGAAACACAUUUCCACAGGUGUUUUCUCAUCUGUUGGUCAGAGAAUCCUCCUUAUGUGAGUGCCAAAAUAAACUUAACUCAUGUCUUCUGGCUGCAACUACAUUCAACCUGGAUUUAUUAUUGGGCGCCUUUUGGAUCUGAUGGAAAACUCUGCAGCAAAUUUAAUUUGACACCAAGGCACCACCGCCACUCCCCGGUGGCAUUUAUUUGUAACUGAGAGAGAAGCAAUAUCUUUGGCUUGAAAAAAGAUUUUUUCAAAAAUUAGGAGAAAUAUUUUCAUUACAAUUUUGUUGACUUUUAGAGUUUGAUCUGCUUCUGCUGAACUGGAAAGGCAACCACAGCAGGGGGAAUCACACCAGAUGAAAAAGAACAAGGAAAGAUACUAUGUAACAACAAACCUGUGAAAGAAUUCACUGGACUUCAGGAGGAUCCUGGAUUUAUUUUGAAGCUUGGAAGCUGGAAGUUGGAGUUUAAUAUAUUUUCUGAACUCACAACAAGCUUGUUAAAGUCAUGACAGACAGGAGGCGAAUGAACUACCGAGUCCAGAGGGAGAUCCUGGAUGAAGGAGCAGUGGAUGAGUUGGCAGAAAAAAAUGACUCAAAAUCAUCUCUGUGUCAGAAAGUGAAAGGGUCAAUGAGGUGCUCUGGUCCCCGGAUGAAGAGCUGCCUGCUGAGUAGUUUCCCGGUUGCAUCGUGGCUGCCUCGUUACUCGUUGAGAGAAAAUGCGCUGGGCGAUCUGGUCUCGGGAAUCAGUGUGGGGAUCAUGCAGCUGCCGCAGGGCAUGGCUUAUGCUUUGCUGGCAGCUGUUCCUCCAGUCUUUGGUCUGUACUCAUCAUUCUAUCCAGUCCUUGUUUACUUCAUCUUUGGCACGUCCAAGCACAUCUCACUCGGAACGUAUGCAGUAAUGAGCGUGAUGAUAGGAGGGACAACGGAGCGGCUGGCCCCAGACUCGGAUUUCAUGAUUUGGGACAACAUUACCAACUCUAGUAUCAUUGACGUUGUUACUCGUGAUGCAGAGAGGGUGCGGGUGGCUUCAGCUGUCACCUUUUUCUCUGGAGUAUUUCAGAUUCUCCUCGGUCUGGUCCGGUUUGGAUUCGUGGUGACUUACCUGUCUGAGCCGCUGGUCCGAGGUUACACCACAGGAGCUGCCAUCCAUGUCAUCGUGUCCCAGCUCAAAUACACCUUUGGCAUCACGCCUGUGAGAUACGCUGGACCUCUCUCUUUGAUAUAUACUGUGAUAGAGCUUUGCUAUCUCCUUCCCAAAACAAACAUCGGCACUCUAGUGGUCAGUAUCGUCACCAUAGUAGGCCUCAUCCUCGCCAAGGAGCUUAACACAUACUUGUUGACUAAAAAACUCCCUGUUCCUCUGCCCAUAGAGCUGGUCGCUAUUGUUCUUGCAACUGUAAUAUCCUGGCAAGUUGACUUACAGGAAAAAUAUGGAGUAGACGUAGUAGGAAUUAUUCCCUCUGGUCUCCAGCCGCCUGCUGUCCCAGCCUUGUCUCUGUUUGGCCAGGUGUUUGGGGACGCCUUCGCACUGGCAGUGGUCGGUUAUGGCAUCGCCAUUUCUCUGGGGCGAAUAUUCGCUCUAAAAUAUGGCUACGCGGUGGACAGCAACCAGGAACUAAUCGCCCUUGGCCUGAGUAACGCCAUUGGAGGAAUUUUUCAGUGUUUCGCCAUCAGCUGCUCCAUGUCACGCACCAUGGUUCAAGUGAGCACAGGAGGGAAGACUCAGGUCGCUGGAGCUCUCUCAGCUGUUGUUAUCCUUAUCAUCACACUCUGGAUAGGACGGCUCUUUGCAGAGCUCCCCAAGGCAGUGCUGGCAGCCGUCAUCUACGUUAAUCUUCACGGCAUGAUGAAGCAGUUCUUGGACAUCCGGGCUCUGUGGAAGAGCAACAGAGUAGACAUGGCUGUCUGGGUGGCCACUUUUGUCCUGACCUUGUUGCUGAACCCUGACCUGGGACUAGCUGCGUCCAUUGCCUUCUCCAUGCUCACCGUCAUCUUCAGGACGCAGCUACCGACAUACUCUGUGUUAGGGCAGGUGGGAGAAACUGAUAUUUACAGGCCGGUGGAGGAUUACGAUCAGGUGAAGACAGUGCCAGGAGUUUUAAUCUUCCGCUCCUCUGCCACCCUGUACUUUGCCAACGCUGAGAUGUACCAGGACGCUCUGGGGAAGAAGUCUGGCAUUAACAUCACAAAGAUCCUCUCAGCAAAGAAGAAACUGGAGGCCAAAAGGAAGAGGCAUGAAAAGAAAGUUGCCAAGAAAGCCAAGAAGGAGCUCAAGAUCAACGGAGUGAACAUGAAGGAGUCUAAACCUGAGGAGCAGAUGGACGUCGCUGUCAUUGAGGUGGACGAUGACCUCGACCCAUCGCUUCCAAGAAACAUUAUCCUUGACCUCAGCCCCGUUAACUUCCUGGACACAGUAGGGGUCAAGACGCUACGAAAUAUUCAAAAAGAUUAUGGAGAAAUUGGCAUUGAAGUACUUCUGGCUGGCUGCCAAACCGGUGUGGUGAACAGCUUGCAGACAGGAGGUUUCCUUAACGACAAAGUGACAAAGUCCUGUCUCUUCAUCACAGUCCACGACGCCGUCCUGUACUGUCAAUCAGCCCAAAAAGAAAGCCAAGAUGAGCCCGUAUAUGAGGACCCUCGGGCAACACAGUUCUGAGCUCCGAGAUGAAGGAUGGAGGAUGUAAUUCAGCGGUGCUGAAGGAUUUUAUCCAGCAGCUUCGGAUUCCUGAGACUCUGUCACUCACACACUAACCUGCAGAUAGACAUGCACUGUUUAAGAUAGAAAGAAAAACAAGAAUGGCACAAUAUUCUGUUUGGAUACAUCAAUUUGUCCUAUGUUUGAAUGUUGUGUCCAGCGCGUUUACGUCAGUAUGGACUAUGUACUACAUGUUCCAUGUACCACCUCAGGAUCAACGUUCCUGGGUCUGUCAAACAGUCUACACUUUUGUCAGGGAUAAAAAUGCUGUGAAUCAAAGCAGUUGUGUGAUUGAACAGAAUAUGUAUUUGCAGUAAAAUGGGAUUAGUGUUAAAAAUAUCAGUCAACUUUAGUGAUUGUGUGAUUAGGGAACAAAACCUGCAUAAAACAAAGAAUUGUUUGACAUCUCCAUCCGCUGUUACAUUGUCAAACUGUAAGUCUGUACAAGUCAAAUACCUAUUCACGCAAAAGUCUGUCAAUAAUUGAAAAGAAAGGAGAAUUCAUGGCCUCUGUUUUCAUAAAACUGGAUCACUCCUUCAAUAUUUAGGACUAAAUUGGCAAGAAUUAAAAGAUAAGGCCAUCAACUGUCCUCUUUUGCAUCUGACAGGAGUUUUCGUGACAUUUAGUUUUUGGCUUGUAUGGACUUAUAACAAGAUGGCAGCAACCAGAAGGUAAUUCCUGUACUAACAUUACUUUUUAUACACUCUUUAUACACAUAUUAAGUUAAAGUUACUUUGGUUUGUCUAUAGGGACCCUAUUCACACUAUUACUUAAGUGGAAUGAUGUUUUGAUUCUUAAAAUAUCAAUUUAUUUUGACACAGCCCCCUGUGCUGACAUUAAUUUGCUGCAAAUACAUAAACUACGUUGGUCCGCGUCGUUUUGGUCCUUAACGGACAUUUACCAUCUAAUAAUAGACUUAAGGUAGUUUUAUCUCUGGAGUGUUUUAAUCAACUGGAUGAAUGAUAACAUAGAUUCAUCCUAAGUGACCAAAAAUAAGGUGAUUGGAAUAGUGUGGAGUAAGUGGGUUCAAUUCAAUU
Messenger RNA from Cololabis saira (Pacific saury), 4061 nucleotides. It is a transcript of the gene slc26a6.2, whose product is annotated as solute carrier family 26 member 6. Lineage: Eukaryota; Metazoa; Chordata; Actinopteri; Beloniformes; Belonidae. Gene Ontology annotation, molecular function: chloride transmembrane transporter activity; bicarbonate transmembrane transporter activity; secondary active sulfate transmembrane transporter activity. Bases 835 to 2985 code for a protein of 716 amino acids. The record is from RefSeq and is a predicted model, not a curated record. Gene Ontology annotation, biological process: transmembrane transport. Gene Ontology annotation, cellular component: membrane. The transcript is spliced from 20 exons.